This is a messenger RNA of Saprolegnia parasitica CBS 223.65, 2049 nucleotides long. RefSeq lists its product as hypothetical. The coding region runs from base 26 to 1987 and encodes 653 amino acids. NCBI's taxonomy places the organism in Eukaryota, Oomycota, Saprolegniomycetes, Saprolegniales, Saprolegniaceae. The transcript has a single exon. The record is from RefSeq and is a predicted model, not a curated record. Gene Ontology annotation, molecular function: protein binding.
GUCAUUCGAUUGAGUUUCACGGGAUAUGGCGAGCAGUGGCGCGGACGAGGCCGCGAUCGUCGCGCAGCUCGCGCUGGCGGACGCGCGCGCCAACGUUGCGUUUGCCGCUUCGCUUCUAACGCACUGCAUCAAGCGGCGUCUUGACGAGCACAGCGACGAGCCGUGCGAGCUGCUGGACCUCGACGAUGCGAUUGCGCACCUCCAGCGGGCGUGGAGCACGUGCUUUCCCGAGGCGACGGCCGAGAGCAUUUGGAUCCAAGAGCACAUUGCCCGCGCGCGCGCCUACAUUCGGCGGUCGCACGCCGGCGCCUUUGACCGCGACGCGUACGACCACGCGAUCGAGUCGUUCGGGCACAUGGCGCGCUUCCUCGACGCGCCGUACAUUGCGCUCGCGCUACGAGACCGCGUGUUCGCCAAGCCUUUUGUGUACAAGGCAAUCACAAAGAACAGCAAGAAGAAGAGCAAGGUCAGCUGGCAACAGUGCAAGGACGACGGCAACGGCUGCUACACGCGCCGCGAGUUUGACGCUGCGAUGGCCCACUACACGACUGCGCUCUGGUACUCGCCGAAAGAGCCGACGCUCUACUCGAACCGCGCGCUCUGCGAACUCCAGCUCAAGAAAUUCGACCUCGCGCGCCAAGACGCGAACGACGCCCUCGCGCUCUCGUCCAGUGGCAGCGUCAAGCUCUACCGGAUUCUCUCCGAAGCGCUCGUGGGCUUGCAUUGGUACCACGAUGCGCUGGUCGAGUGCGAGAAGGGACUCGCGCUUGACCCGAACGACAGCGUGCUUCUGAGCCGCUCCAAGCACUGCGUCCACGUCUUAGAAGAGAUGGAGUGGCAGACGCAAGUGGCCAUCGCCGGCGUCCAAUCGGCGCAGCUCGAACUCGGGCGCAAGUUUGCGUCCGGCCACCGCGGCUACCGUCGGGACGCGGCGAAGGCGACGCUGUGGCUGGAAAAGGCCGGGCGACCGGCUCACGAGAUCCGCGCGAUGCUGGCGUUUGGCGACAAGAUGCUCGCGUACGAGGCCGAGCAUGGCGGCGACCAUGAGCUCUCGCUCGAAGCACGCACGCACCGCUUCUGCCACGUUUUGCUCGACAGCUUCAAGCCAUCGGACGACGGUACCCAGGCCCAUUGGUCCGUCGUCGCGUCGCAUUUCAAGGCCGCGUACGACCGCGGUCUUCCGGGCGCCGGCGCCAAGUACGCGCAGGUUCUGCGGCUUGGGAUUGGAACGCCCAUCAACACGGCCGCCGCCGCGGAUGCCGUCUUGCACAACGAGCCAUUUGACGACGACGAGCCCGAAGACGCCGCCGACGAGGGGACGCCGGGUGCGGCUUGUGCUUUAGACGGCGAUGCGGACGGGGACGACGAAGAGAACGAGUUCAUGGACGUGGCUGAAACCUACUUUCGCAGUGCGUGGGACGCACUGGACGCACGCGACGUGGCCGCAGCGAUCGCGGACCUGCGCGAAGUGCUCGACAUGGACGACGAGCCGUCCGUGUUUGUCGACUUUGCCCGGAUCGUGCUCGCGUGGCUCGAGCGCGGCACAAGCGUCGUACCGCUGAGUGGGCCGUGGCACCACCUCCUCGACGCCGAGCUCGCGCAUCUUCGGCGCGAAGGCGACGACAUGUACACGCACCAGCUGUACGCCAAAGCGAUCGAGUUUUACAGCCGCGCGCUCGACUGGACCGAGCUCCGCAACGAUGUGCUCCGCAUUGCGCCCAUAAAUGCCGUCGAGCGCGGUCUCUUGUACUGGAAGCGUGCGCUCGCCGGCUUCCACCUUGGUCUCUACGGCGACGUGUGUGCCGAUAUGGAGGACGCGGUCGAGUUAACGAGCAACAACAUUGCGUUCUACCGGCUCUGGGCCAAAGCCGCGCUCCUCGACCACGACUACGACGCGGUCAUGGACAUUUGCGACGACGGACUGCAGCUGGAUCCGCACGACAAGGACCUUCUCUCGCUUCAGGACGACGCCGAGGCCUUCUUGUGAGCACACGCACGAGACAAAUGUCAUAAGAACGCCAUAAGAAAAUACUAGAGACGAUUUGAUGC